UGUUCAGGGUUCUUAGGCAGAUCUAAGUUUAUUAACCUUUGUGAUGUUUGUUUGUUUUUACUUGCUGUUUUCUUCUGAAUGAGAAUAGUGAGUUCAAAGAUAUUAAAAUAAUGCAAGUUAAUUAAUAGAAAAGGUUUUACUUUACAUAAAAACGAACUAAUUGAAUGUUUUUCAAUGUGAUCCAUUGUAGAAAAUCGUGUGACAACAUGAGCAUCUUAAAAAUGUUCCAAAACCACAAACAUAUAUGCAAAAGGUAUUUUACAUAAUAAUUAUUACCCUCCAUUGAAAGGCAGGUGACAAUGUUACCAUUGUCUGUGUGGUUGUAACCAAAUUAUCGAACAAAUUCCAGACAUAUACUGCACAUUGCAUGACAUCUUUGUUUAAAACUUUGGCAUGAACUAGAAUCAACCAUGUCAGGGUGUUAGCAAAAUAUUUUUCACACCAAUGAACAAAUUGUAGUGAAUUUUUCAAAACAUAAUCAGUAGAUGUACGUCUAGAACUGAUAAGCUUUUGGAAUCGACACAGUUCAUGGUAGCCAUCACAGCUUUCUGACUUUAGACGACACAAAAAUGUCUGUAAUUAAGUCAAUGUUAUAGACAUUAAGCUCAGUUUUGGUGUUGAGUCGGAACACUUACAGAUAUAGAGUUUUUGUGAUGCACAUCCCAUAUUAUUUUCAAAUAUUGACCAUCAUGAAUAAAACUAUAAUCUCUCAACUUAAUAUGAGGUGGUUCCUUCCUUUCAAACGCUAUCAAGAAGGAAAGAAAGAAAAGCAAAUUGUCCCUUUUAUGAAUAGAACAGGAAAGCCUGAGGAAGGACAGCAGCUUCCUAAGCAUUAAAAAGUAGCAGUAUUUCUUUUAUUGGUACUAAAACUUCAACAAUGCAGCACCAAGAGUAUAAACAGCUUUAAGGACUUAGCAGUAUCCAGUUCAUUGAAUUAUUAUUAAAGUCAAAUUUGCAAAUAAUCAGUUAUUCAAAUGGCUUGCACACAACAUUUAUUCCAACUCAACUGCAGUGUAGAAAAUCCACCAUUCCUGGCCACAGUGUUUAAAGAGCCCAGUAUUUCCUCUCUGAGUUUCUUCAAGGCCUCAGUGAGAGGAGCCUCUCUUAUCUUGUUUAAUUUGGGCCUGUCUUCAGAAGUCAGAGUCAAGGCUCUGGCAUUGACGUAAACGCAUAAAAGGUGUUUCCCUGUAUCAGCUCUGCACCGUCCCUCGCAGCUCUUUGCUGGGAUGCAUGGCCAAAGCUGAGCCGGACCUCUCCUAAUAACGCAGCCAUGCUUUGGUAUUUGUGCCUGUUUGUGUCUGUGCUCGUAGGCCUGGCUGUGCUCGCCUGGUGGCUGAGAGUCAGGACCCCGCAUGGCCCCCAGGAGCCUCCCCACCUCCCGGCGCUGCCUUUGAUUGGCAGCCUGCUGAGUCUGAGAAGCCCGCAUGCUCCUCAUGUGCUCUUCAAGGAACUGCAGAAGAAGUACGGUCAGACGUACUCUCUGAUGAUGGGCUCCCACAGAGUCCUCAUCGUCAACCAGCAUGUUCACGCCAAAGAAGUCCUGCUGAAGAGGGGGAAGGUGUUUGCAGGAAGACCCAGAACUGUGACCACAGAUAUUCUGACCAGAGAUGGGAAAGACAUUGCGUUUGGAGACUACAGCGUUGCCUGGAGGUUCCACAGGAAAAUAGUGCAUGGAGCUCUUUGCAUGUUUGGAGAGGGGUCUGCCUCCCUGGAAAGGAUCAUCUGUGCAGAGGCUCAGUCUCUAUGUAACACCAUGUCAGAGGCAGCAGCUGCUGGACUGGCCCUGGACCUGUCCCCCGAGUUGACCCGGGCCGUCACUAACGUCGUCUGCUCGCUCUGCUUCAACUCGUCCUACUGCCGCGGGGACCCAGAGUUCGAAGCCAUGCUGCGCUACAGCCAGGGCAUCGUGGACACGGUGGCUAAAGACAGCCUGGUGGACAUCUUCCCUUGGUUACAGAUAUUUCCCAAUGCGGACCUGCGCCUUCUAAAACAGUGUGUUGCGAUUCGAGACAGACUUCUACAGAAGAAAUAUGAAGAGCACAAGGCAGAUUACAGUGACCACGUACAGAGAGACCUGUUGGACGCUCUGCUCAGAGCCAAACGCAGCGCCGAGAACAACAACACGGCAGAGAUCAGUGCAGAGUCCGCGGGUCUGAGCGACGACCACCUCCUUAUGACAGUGGGGGAUAUCUUUGGGGCCGGUGUUGAGACCACCACGACUGUACUCAAAUGGGCUGUAACCUACCUCAUCCAUCACCCAGAGGUACAGAGACGUAUUCAGGAGGAGCUGGACACUAAGAUUGGGGUGGACCGGUCCCCUCUUCUCAGUGACAGAGGAAGUCUUCCCUACCUGGAGGCCACCAUUAGGGAGGUGUUACGGAUCCGUCCUGUAGCUCCUUUGUUUAUCCCUCAUGUGGCUCUCAGUGACACCAGUAUUGGAGAUUUCAAAGUGAGGAAGGGAACUCGAGUCAUCAUCAACCUGUGGUCACUGCACCACGAUGAAGAGGAAUGGGACAAGCCUGAGCUUUUUGACCCAGGUCGGUUUUUGAACAGCGAAGGCACAGGUCUGACCGUCCCGUCGGCCAGCUACCUGCCGUUCGGCGCUGGGAUUCGGGUGUGUUUGGGUGAGGCUUUGGCCAAAAUGGAGCUGUUCCUCUUCCUGUCCUGGAUUCUACAGCGAUUUACUCUCUCCGUCCCACCAAACCACCCUCUUCCCAGUCUGGAGGGCAAGUUUGGUGUGGUCCUGCAGCCAGUCAAGUACAAGGUGAAGGCCACACCCAGACCAGGCUGGGACCGACCCAAAGACCAGGCGUGUUGAGAGGGGGUCCAAUCCACACUGUGGCUCUCGUGUGGGGGGCAUCGUCACUGUCAGGCAAAUAUAACAAGCAUUGGACAUAAAAUAUUUGUUUAACUGUAUUUAUUAUUUAUUUGCACAGUUGCAGAACAUGUUUUAAAAAAGUCCAACCUACAUUCUGACAUGCAUCAGUUCAAUGAGUCAUUUUAAUUUAAUUUCUAUCAUGGGAAAAAGAGUCUACAAUUUUUCCUUUCUAAUAUUUUAUUUUAGCCUGGUAAAACCAGCCCAAUGUUCUUCACUUUGCUUCAGAGGGUCUGGACUCUCAGCUGUUGAGAAACCCUUUCUUGCUGGAGGCGUGGCCUCUGAAGUACUGAGCCAAACAAAGUGGCUGUAAAUGAGUGCUAAACUACAGGCAGACUAAAACGGCACAGAAAAUUGAUGUUGUCGUUCACAACUCCUCCUCCUGUUUGCUGAUUGUUGAAAAUCUACCAGAGAAAUCCAAGUCAAUGAGAGAAAGCCCAGGCGGAGCAGAGAAGGGAGAUUAGAAUCGAUCAGAAUUGCACAAGAAGGCAAUGGCCAGGCUAUUGGGCAUAAGAAAAAACAAUAAUCUGGGUUUAUCAAGUUAUAAAACUAUUUUAAUCUAAUCUUAAGUAAACAAAAACAGAUUCCACCGUGUCAUUAUUUAUUAAACAAAAAAAGUCAAAAAUGGUUGUGUAUGUACACCCCAUUACACAACAGCUUGUAGAACCUCUUCAGACUUUGUUUUCCUUUAAUCGAUGGGUUGCCAGUUCAGUCCCCCAUCUUUAGGCAAGAGAUUUCACCAUCUUGCCUGCUGGUGCUGCUCAGAGGGUCCAGUACUGUUGGUACAUGGCAGCCCUGCUUCUGUCAGUGUGCCCCUCAACAGCUGUGGCUACAGUGUAGCUUAGCACCAGUGUAUGAAUGAGUAGUGCUCUGGAGUCCACAGGGACUUGAUAAAGCCUUAUACAGGCCAUUUACCAUGUUGUUGUGGAGAAAUGUUGGCCCAUUAUAUUUUACAAGGUAGCUUCAGUUCACUGAGGUGUUCAUUAAGGUGCACACCACAGCAUCUGAAACAGGUUCAGGUUCUGCAUCUUAAUGCAAAACUUUGAUUUUUUUUCCCCAGUCAUUUAGUUGUAGAUUUGCUGCUGUGUUUGGGAUCUGUUUCAUGAUGCAGUCUGGUCCAAGCUUCAGCUUUCAGACAAACGGUCUCAACUUUGACUCUAGAAUCCUUUGGUCUACGGAGGAGUUCAUGGUCGACUCAGUGACUACAAGGUGCUCAGAUCCUGUGGCUACAAAUCACCCUUCCCCCACUGUGCCUUAGCUAUAUGAGGUGUUUGGGCUGAUAUGUUGUUUAUGCUGUGUAUCCUGGGUAAACAUAUCUACUUUGUUCUGCUAACUAAUGCCAGAGUGACUGAGAUUGAGGGAUUUUAUUGUGUGACCAUUGGAGUGAUUUUGCUGGUCCAUUAUUUAUGGGCAGUUCAGCAGCUGUCUUAAAUGUUUUUUCUUUCUCACUAUAAAAUGACAAAAAAUAUAUUUUGCUGAUGUUUAUUUGUUCAAGAGUAUUACAUUAUCAGCAUGAAAUGGAAUAAAGAAAGAUGCUCUUUUUCCCAUGACUGUAUGACACGUGUCAAACUCAAGGCGCACGGGCCAAAUCUGGCCCUUGUUAACAUUUUGUCUGGCCCCAAAAGUAACACUUUCAAAUGCAAAAUAGUUUUAUGGUUUGUCUCAUUGUCACUGGAUUUAGUGCAUUUUUCUCAUUACGACUUUCAUACAAAGAAAUUUAAGUUAGAAUUUUUCAGUCAUCUUUAAUUUUGGUGCAGAAAGAGAAUCAGUUCUCUUCUCAUUUUAAAGUCUCAUGUUUGGAAUUUUUCCUUUUUUAACUUAAUUUGCUGGAUUGUGAUAACAUUUAUCUUUGACAUUUAUUUCAUAAAUAUUGACAGAAAUUGGCCCUUAGCUUGGACCAACAGGUUUUGACUUGGGUCCAAGUCUUCAUGUCUUUUAGAUAAAACCAUAUUAGUAACAUUAGACGUAUACCAGUGUUCCCACAGGUGAUGUUAUCUGAAAGCAUGAAGCAAAAAUACCUGGUACUGGUAUAACCUGAGAUGUUAAAAAGUAUAUACUGUAUAUACAUACAGUAUAUAUACAUAUACUGUAAAUAUAUUUAUAC
Molecule: messenger RNA, 4979 nt
Organism: Austrofundulus limnaeus
Lineage: Eukaryota; Metazoa; Chordata; Actinopteri; Cyprinodontiformes; Rivulidae
Gene: cyp17a1
Product: cytochrome P450, family 17, subfamily A, polypeptide 1
Exons: 8
Coding region: 1271-2818 (515 amino acids)
Biological process (GO): hormone biosynthetic process; progesterone metabolic process
Molecular function (GO): iron ion binding; steroid 17-alpha-monooxygenase activity; heme binding
Source: RefSeq, a predicted model, not a curated record